AUGUCUCAUGCCGAAGUUGAGUUCGCUGGCCACGGCUUUCAGAGUUUAAAAGUUGAUCUGAACGACGACUGUAUGUCAACUUCAGUUCCAUUGCUUCGGACGCACUCACUAAGCGCAAGAAGAAACUCUUACGUGCUUCACAAAAUAAACGUGGAUAUAGAACCUCAGCUAUAUAACGGGACACUUUCUAAAGCAAUUUCAUGGUCGGCGGAAAACAUCUUAUCAGAGAGUAGGACAGAAGAAAGUAAAGCUGAUUCUCCUCCUUGUGAGUCUCCCGUUUUGAGCCCGGAUGCCACGAGCACAAACCCCUCUUCACCGACAGAGAACUGGGAUGGCGCCGUGCAGAGCCCAGCGACACAAGAUGCCAGUUCUGACUCAGAUACUGAAGUUGUUAAAACUGAGCAGGUUAUACCUCGACGGACGUUUGAAAACAAAUGGGAGCAUGAUGAUAAGGAAGACGUUGAGACUAAAGCCGUGGCCACUUCGCCCGAUGGAAGGUAUCUGAAAUUUAACAUCGAAAUAGGGAGAGGGUCGUUCAAGACCGUCUACAAGGGUUUGGACACUGAAACGACUGUGGAGGUGGCAUGGUGCGAACUACAGACACGAAAGCUGACCAAAGUGGAGCGACAGCGUUUCAGUGAGGAGGUUGAGAUGCUGAAGGGACUUCAACACCCAAACAUUGUGCGCUUCUAUGACUCAUGGAAGUCCACUGUAAAAGGGCACAAGUGUAUCCUGCUGGUGACGGAGCUUAUGACCUCAGGUACUCUUAAAACGUACCUUAAGCGUUUUAAGGAGAUGAAACCAAAGCUUCUUCAACGCUGGAGUCGUCAGAUCCUUAAGGGUCUCCAUUUCUUGCACACACGCACCCCUCCCAUCAUCCAUAGAGACUUGAAGUGUGACAAUAUCUUCAUCACUGGUCCCACUGGCAGCGUGAAAAUUGGUGAUCUCGGCUUGGCCACACUCAAACGUGCCUCUUUUGCUAAGAGUGUAAUCGGGACACCAGAGUUCAUGGCUCCGGAGAUGUAUGAGGAGAAAUAUGAUGAGGCUGUCGAUGUUUAUGCCUUUGGAAUGUGCAUCUUGGAGAUGACUACGUCCGAAUACCCAUACUCUGAAUGCCAGAAUGCAGCUCAGAUCUACCGUAAAGUUACUAGCGGCAUGAAGCCAGACAGUUUCUUCAAAGUGAAGGUACCUGAGCUAAAGGAGAUCAUUGAAGGAUGCAUCCGCAUGGACAAAGAUGAGAGGUACACCAUUCAAGACCUGUUGGCACACUCAUUUUUCCAGGAGCACAAUGGUGUGCACGUAGAGUUAGCAGAGGAGGACGACUUGGUGAAAUCUAGUCUGAAGUUGUGGCUACGUAUGGAUGAUAACAAGAAGCUUCACGGGAAGUACAAGGACAACAACGCCAUUGAAUUCCUGUUUGAACUCUAUAAAGAUGUGCCUGAGGAGGUGGCACAGGAGAUGGUGGUGCUGGGAUUUGUAUGCGAAGCUGAUUAUAAGCUGGUUGCCAAAGCGAUGCGGGACCGAGUGACGGCCAUCAAAAGACAGCGGGAGAAAAUGCGUCGUCAGGCAGAAGAACAGAGGAAGAGGAAACAGGAGGACAACACUGAGGAGGAGCCUGAACCGCCGUCCCCCAAGCCUAUUGGCUUUGCACCUGAGAGUUCUAGCCCCUCCCCUGUACAAACUCCUCCCAUGCCGCUCCUCCCCGACCCAGCUUUCUCUCCAAUUAAUGGUUCGGUUGAGUCCGGGAUAAACGGGGGAUUUUUACCAGAGCCCGAGGAACCGGAAGCUGAUCAGCACUUUCACAUACGCCACACCAGCUGUUCCUCAGCAGCCUCUGACUGUGAGACAGACGAUUUCCUCAGUCUUUCUGGGUUACAGGAUGCCCUUGAGGUUGCCAAUGGUAAUUUCGGCAGUACUCCGACACCGUCAACCCCAGUGACCCCACCCACCAUGAGCAUAUCUGUGCCCACGCCUCCAAUGCCCGCUCUUCGGUUCCCCUCUAGUAUUGCUGUGUCCACGAACACUGAGAAAAGAGUUUCUGGACCUCCUAGUCCAUUAUCUUCACCUGUAGACAGCUAUGCCUCGGAUGUGACGUCAGGCUUGAGUGAUGGCUAUGAGGGCCAGUCAGAGAAGGGUGGUAAGACAGCAGACAGACGGACAGCAGGAAAACUGUUAAGGAGGAGGGCCCGAUCCCGUUUGCGCAUCACCAGUUUUUCUGAUGAAGUGGACAGAGUGGUUGAGUGUCAGCUCCAGACCCAUAAUGAUAAGAUGGUUACCUUUAAAUUUGACCUGGAUGGAGACAACCCAGAGGACAUUGCAGCAGUCAUGGUGCACAAAGAGUUCAUCCUGCCAUCUGAGAAAGAAGGGUUCAUCCACCGCAUGCGUGACAUCAUAAAACGGGCGAAGUCUCUGAUGGGCAAAGAAUCACCAUGUCAACAAGCCAACCAUGGCUGUGCCCGUCCCCCUUGCCUGGGUGCAGCUGACCUUCAUAUUCACAAUCUAGCUCGGACACAUUCUUCCUCCUCCCUGCCAGAUUUUGGCCCAGGUGUAGGGGGGUGGGGUUCUCCACCGGGACUGAGCAGAGACAUGACUUCACCAGCACGCCCCCUCUUACGUUCUCAGUCCUUCCACAACAGUCCAGGAUCUCCUCAUCCGUACCAGACCUAUCCCGCCUCUGCGUACCCGUCAGAGAACAUGCCACAUCUGCAGCAGUACCAGAUGCCGUCAUACAUGACCACCGCCACACGCUUCCCGUUUCCUUACCCGGUUAACGCAGGCUCCCCGAAACCAGCCCACCCACCCGUCUCUCGUAACCCCUCGUACCCCUUGUCCUCUCCUCCAUCUGCUCCUGGCUCCCCGCUGUCAGUGAACAGUGACUCCCCUGCCCAGACUCCUCUAAGUGACCCUAGUCCUCUAUCAACCCCACAAACCUCCGUCCAGCCCCCCAACAUGUGGCCUCCUCACACUCAGCCCCUUUUCUCAUUGGCCAGCGUGCUCUCCAUGGCCAUGAGCAUGGCGCAUUCUUUUAUACCGGCGCCCAGCCUGGCAUCUCCUUUGACACAGUCUAUACCCUCAAUUCCAGGCUUUCCUCCACAGCUGAGCGCUCACGUGCAAGGCCAGCCUGGGUACCCCUCUGUGUAUAUGCCCCUGUACUCUUCUCCAGUGGCUGGAGAGGGUGUGUAUGUACCAGCUGGGCUUGCAGAACAGACAGACUAUUAUCAGAAUCCUGAGGUUCAGUCUCAAUGCCAGGGAGCCCUGUACGGAAGCCCUCAGAGAACACAGCCUGCUGUCCCCAACACACAUAUGUCUGUAUCAGCGCCUGGUAUGGGAAUCUCCAUCCCCAAUAUUCCUUCUCCAGUCCCUCAGGAGGAGCUUCCUAACAACCUUUCUUAUCAGACCCAAGAGCCCCAACCAGUUUAUACUCACCAGCAGGGUUACACACACCCUUUCACAGGAAAGCCACUGGAACGCUCUCCUGACUUGAGUUCUUCUCCUCUGUUGUCCUGUUCACCACGGGGCAGCUCAGAGAGCAAUAUGUCAUCAUCCAGCCCAAGAUCACUAUCACCCGCUGCAACGACAGAAUCCAGCGCCAGUGUAUCCAAGACCAAAGAAUCCCCUCUUUCACAUGAACCAAAACCUACUGUCACGGUGGGCCGAUUCCAGGUAUCGCCCAGUAAAGAGAUCUCUGCAGCACUUCCGAGGGAAAACAGUACCACCACAUCUACUGUACCAUCAACCCUGCCCGCUGCAACCUCUGCUCUGUCCAUAUCCUCUGUUAGCUCAUCCCCAGAGAGCCCAAUAAAAGCUCUCUCUUCUCCUCAGCCAGUGCUGGUUUCCCAAGACCAACACCGCUCUACCAAGCCUAUGUUUGAACACACUAUUCAAGUAGAGAAUCUCAGUAACCAGCCCUACUCCACUGCAUAUCCUCACGAUCCACAGUUCUCAGCGGCUCCCCCUCUCCAGCCGGAGCUGAAGACAGUCCAGCUGCAAGGCAAAGAGAGAGAACAGAGUAACGAUGAAGUACACGAUGACUAUGACAAUGAUAAUGACGAAAGUGAAGUGCAGGAGGAACAGCAACGCAGGAGGAAGAGAGGUCGCAGACAAGACUGCGCUCUGACGUUGAUGGGGACGUCGGUGGACAGUGGGUUAUCGGUUGCCAUGGAAACGGAGGGACGAACGUGGGAUGGGGCCAACAGCAGCCCCCAGUAUCCUGCCCCGCUUCACAACCUUUGGAUGAGCUACACGCGCAGCUCCUCCUACCUGAGCAGCGACGAAUCAGAGAGCGAAGAUGAGGAAAUGUGGGAGGAGCUGCAGGAGCUGAGAGAGAAACACUUAUCUGAAGUGCAGAUGCUACAGGCAGUUCAGAAACGUGAGAUAGAGGAGCUGUAUGAGCGGAUGGGGAAAGUUCCACCCCCUGGCAUCGUCUCCCCUGCUGCCAUGCUAUCCAGUCGUCAGCGCCGGCUCUCUAAAGGCGGGGGUUACCCCUCCUCUCGCAGGAACAGCCUUCAGAGGCUAGACAUCUUGCCUCUUACAGGGAUUAUGAGAAAAAACUCCCUGAGUGGCAAUAGUAGCAGUAGCAGCAGUUCUCAGGAACGGCCACCUAAAGGAGUAACCUUUGCCCCCGACUGUACAAGAAUGGUAGACAACAGCUGA
Molecule: messenger RNA, 4653 nt
Organism: Chanos chanos (milkfish)
Lineage: Eukaryota; Metazoa; Chordata; Actinopteri; Gonorynchiformes; Chanidae
Gene: wnk4a
Product: WNK lysine deficient protein kinase 4a
Exons: 20
Coding region: 1-4653 (1550 amino acids)
Biological process (GO): protein phosphorylation
Molecular function (GO): ATP binding; protein serine/threonine kinase activity
Source: RefSeq, a predicted model, not a curated record